AUGGCAGACCCAGACGUAGAUACCGUCUCAAAUGCAUCCGAGAAGCCAAGCGCAGUAGAAGAAGAAGUAGAUAUAGACUUACGAAAUGAUCCUCGAGUGCAAUGGCUAAAGGAGAGGAUCCUUAAUUACAUCGGCAUCGACGAUGAAGAACUGUUUUACAAUAUGGUGGAAGAAGGAGAUGUGAAACAAAAACUAGCAACAUUCAUCACAUCACCCCUGAAACCAAAUGAAUUGUCUUUAGAUAAAAGAACAUUUUACGUCGCAAAAAUAAUAGUGGACAAACUUAUUCAUGAAGAUAAAGAAUUCACUGAGUGGCGAAUCAUUCCACCACCACCGCCUCCCCCACCACCGGCCAGAAAAGGUAGGAGAGGCAAGAAAAAAGGAGCAGCCCCACCAGAACCUGAACCCGAAGAAAUGGAAGAAGAGAAAAAGACUAAAAGCAUGAAAAGUAUGAAGAGUAUGAAGAGUAUGAAAAGUAUGAAAAGCAUGAAAAGUGUGAAAAGUCUGAAAAGUGCAAAAAAUGCUGAGGCUGAAGAAGAUGAAGAAGUUCAUACUGUUGCUGGAGCCGUUACAGAUAUAUUCGAUAUUGACGAAGGAAUGAGAACAGAAAUAGAUUUACGAAUAGAGGAGGAAGAACCUCCUGUCGUAGCCGAAGACCUAUACUCGUUUCCACCACCUCCCGAAGAUUUAGAUCCAGCAGUGGAUGGUACAUUAGAAUUUUACACUGUCAUUCGACCAGUUCCACGUGUUAUCCAAUAUCCAAAACUAGUGCCAGUUUUUGGUGCAUUCACACCACAAGUAACUCACCGUAACCGAAGAUAUCUCUAUUUCAUCAGACAAACGCAGGACGAAAUACCGCUUUUGGAUAGUGAUUACAAAACAAAGCUCAAGAUGCCAGAAUACGUGUUGGUUGGAUUAACAUCAGGAAAAGUUCUCAUGAGUUUGGGAUUACAGUUAAAGGAGUCAUUUAUUUUGUUGUUCACUCGUCAAUUCCGUGAAAUUCACUCAAUGCAUGCAGAGCCGUCUACUACGACGCUAUCUCGUCAGGUAUCUUAUGCUGGGAAACACUAUGAAAUGCAUGACACUACUUCAGAGGUAAAUUAUUUGCGACCUUCAGACUACCGUAGAAUGUCCAAUAUUGUCAGAGGGGAAAAUGCUGAACGAAGAAUCAAAAAUAUGAGAUCAGAAUCUAAGGCCUAUACAUAUAAGUUCAAAGUUACAAGGCCGACUUCAUCAGUUCUUCAAAGGGAAGAGUCUGAAUUCGAAGCACCAGUACUAGAUCUCCAAAAACCGGAGAAAGAACACAAGCCGGCGGCGUCAGAAGUUAUUCAUGACAUUCAAGAUCUUGUUGGAAUCGUUGAUUGGACAAUACAGCACAUAGAAGGUGAAAUAAAACUUCCAAUGCCGAACAUACCCGCUCUCACAGAGGAGCUCCACCCGGGGCAUGUUGCGUUUAAAGAUCCUGAAUUGACUUCACAAUUGGAAGAAGCUGUCAUUAUGUGGCAAACUCACAUUGAUAAUACUAUAUCUGCUUGCUUGGGAAAGACCCGCGAAGGUGAAGGCCCAGUUGCUGAAUAUAAAUACUGGCGUGAGAGGGACGCAGAAAUAUCACUAUUGGUUGAGCAAUUGAAGCAACCUAUGGUCGUCAAAAUUCUAGCUAUGCUUAAAAAGUCUUCUUCCACUGUUAUUAUGGGUUUCGACAAUUACAAAGAGAGACUUAUGGAACAAUAUAAUCUCGCCGGUGACAAUUUGAAAUUUCUAUCUACCCUGAUGCGUUUCUUUACGAUUAUAGAAGACGAUUCGCCACUUCAAAAUGUAAUAGACAUGUUACCUGAAAUGGUUGAAAGCAUUUAUAUGAUGUGGGUUUUGUCUAAAGGCUAUCGCAAUGAUGAGACCAUGAUACCCUUAUUAGAAAGAAUAUCGUGGGCUUUAUGCGACAAACUUGAAAGAUUUUUAAAUGUGCACAAACUGUUUGACAAACCCAAUGAAGAAAUUCUUUCAUUAGCUCGUGCUGGACAGAAAAUAAUGGAAAUGUGGCAUACGUUAUACAAAGAAACCAGAAGAAACAUCGAGGUUAGUGGUAAAGGAGCACGGUGGGAGUUUGAUCAGCCCCUUCUAUUUACUAGGACUGAUUACAUCGGAACAGUGGCUAGAGACCUAGGAGAUGUUAUUCAGGUUCUCAUCGACUUUGAGCGAAUAUUUGGUAAUGAACUGAAAUCCAUAAUUAGUGAUCCAACCCAGAUUGACGAUGUUCGUAAACGUGUGAAAAGACUGGUAUUUCCUAUACGUACUAUCGAUUUUAGUGUGUUUGUAUUUGACAAUAAAGAGAACUGGGAUGUUAUCAUGGGAGAUUUUUGGACAGAAGUUAGAUAUUUAGAAGACGAAGCGAAAAAUUAUAUUAACCAUAGUUUUGGAAACUUAAGGUCUGCUGAAGAAGCCCUAGACGUACUUCUUAAGUUCCUAGAAUUUGAUACCAGAGAGUCAAUAAGAAAACAGUUAUCCACAAAGUUUGACUACAUUAUGCGACAAUUUAUCAAAGAAAUUACCGUUAUUGAGGACAGAUUUACCCGAUUCCGAAAAAAUCCACCUUUGCUGCGAAAUCACCCACCAGUUGCAGGUGCAAUCUACUGGGCCAGAGCACUAUUUAACAAAAUAAAAAGGCCUAUUAUGAAGUUCCAAAAGGUACCUGAACUUAACAAUUGCGAAGAAAAGAAAACUGCUUUCUUACAAUAUAAAGCGUUUUCUAAAGUUAUUAAAGAGUAUGAAGAAGCCAGAUAUCAGGACUGGGUAAAGGAUGCCUCGGACUUUGUAGACAAUGUAAUGAAGAAAAACAUUCUACAUGUUGUCUUCAAGAAAGAAGAGGAACCAUUACCCACAAAAGGACGUGGAAUGCAACUAACUGCUGCAGGGAGAGCUCAUGUGGCUAAGAAAAAGGCUUCAAACUUGUCAAUAAAACCUAUUGAUAUUGUUAAUAAGGAAAUUGCUGAUAAACGCAAGAGAGACAAGGCCUUAAUGUUAAUGAGGAUUCCUGGUCAGCAUUAUGAAAAUGUCAGAUCACCGAGUUCUAUAUCACUACUGGCAAAGGAAGGAUUAACUGACGUUACUUGGAGGGAUAUGACCGUACAUAAGCUAAUGCAAGAGUACGGGCUAGAGUUUGAACCUAACUUUGAUAAACAUAUUUUUCUAAUUAUACAUGAAGCUGAACUCAUGGAAAGACUGGGCUUUGAUCUACCGUCCAACAUUCGAGAUGUGUCAAUGCAAAAGGCUCGACUUUACUAUGAACUUGAAGCUUUGCAGAAUGUGAUAGAAAAGUACAACACCAGCGCAACAUCGCUCAGUCCAUCUGAAACAUAUCUGAUGAAGAAACAUUUGCUAGACAUGGAAAGACACAUUUUGCCAGGAUUAACUAGAAUUACCUGGACAGCUUUAGGAAUUAACGAUUAUAUCAAAGAUAUAACUAAAGGUGAGAACUCAUUAAAAGCUGUAUAUCAACAAUUAAAAAUGGUUGAAAAGGAAAUACAGUUUUUACUUGACCAAAUACAAAUGUUUGACUUGUUCCCUUUCGUCAAACCCAAAAAAUACAUUGAUCCGGUAACUAAAGAACCCGAUGACACGUGGCUGUAUCCUUGUAAGGCUUAUUUCGUCGAAGUAGAAAAUGAACGUCUGGAACGUUUAGCAAUAUUGUCCCGUCUAUAUGAUCGCAUUGGACCCAACCUCAUGAAACUGGAGUACUUAAUUCUUGGAACGAGUACAGGUCGUUCGGAGGUUAUGUCUUCAUAUUAUACGCACUGGGAGAAAAAAAUAUUUAAAACUCUUGUUGGAUUAACACUGGAGAAUCUGCAAGAUUUUCAAAAAACUCUCAGUGAGAAGAGACCACUCUUUCAAGUCGAUGCAGUCCUAGUACCUCCUGAUAUUACAAUGCGGCCUACAGCCCCUGAAGUUUGUAACAUUCUUGGAUACAACAUCAAGCAUUUUCUUAAUAGGCUAACUACAUUUCCACGCUGGAUGAAGAAAACUUGCCUCCCCUGUCCUCCACAAAGAAUAGCUGAGGCGACCGGGAAUGAGUUUUAUGUAUUUUCAUACUUUGAAGAUAUUUUACGAGUUGUGUCAAUCAACGAUAUAACUCUUCUUAUACAGGAUACCAUUUAUCGACUUACUCAAGAUAUCAAUGUUUAUAUUCAGAAGUGGCAAAAAUAUAAUCAUCUUUGGGCAUUUGAUAAGAACCUUUCCUGUGAAAAGUAUAUUCAAAAGCAUGAGCAAAUACAUAAAUAUGACGAAAAGUUCUUUUUCUUUGAGGAUAUCAUAUCAGAUUUAGAUAACCAUAAUAAAUUUGUGGACAUCGGAGCCAUCAGGGUGAACUUGCGUCCUAUAAUACAACAAGUUCAGGGUCAUUCGCAAGAGUGGAAGAAUAUUCUAGGUCAUUGCAUAGCUUCUAAAACAAGGAUGAAUAUGUAUGACUUGAAAAAUCAGAUGGAGGUAUGUAAAGGAUUUAUUUGUUUACUUUAUUCUUCACUCCGUAUGACAAUGAAUAUGAAUAUCAAAGGUUUGGAGGACUUUAAGCUGGUGAUGGCAACGAUAACACAAGUGCAACAGCUCACUAUUACCGCUGAGGUGAAGUUCCGAAACAUGCAGGAGAUCUUUCACAUGUUGAGACAGCAUGGCAUAGAUGUAGAAGACGGAGAUUUAGAUUUUGCUAAAAAUCUCGAAGCAUCCUGGGGCACUUUGUAUCAAACAUCUCUGUUUAGAGGUAAUACUUUAGAACAGACAAAAGAGAAAUUCUCAAAACUGAAUGUUGGUGAAAUAUCCAAAUUCCUCAAAGAAUUGGACGACUUCGUCGAAAAGUUUGACAGAGAAGGACCUUCCACUGUUGGAGAAGAUUUAGACAGAGGAUUGGUUCUUAUGGAGGAAUACACAAAAAUUUUUGAUGAAUUGGAAUCUAGAAAAAAAAUGUUACAAGCAGCAGAACAACUAUUUGAUAAUCCGCUUGCUGAUUUCACAACAUUUAAUCGCGCCAAAUCAGAUUUCCAAGCUAUGGAACAGAUAUAUAAAAUAUAUAAAGCCCAAAAGAAUGCAAGAGAAGUAUGGGCUAAGACAUUAUGGGUUAAUUUAAAUCCUCAAGCACUCGUGGAUGGUAUUGAGCAGUUCUUUAAGGAAUUCAGAAAACUACCAAAGACUGUACGUCUUACCCCCACUGGACUAAUGUUGGAUCUUAAGAUGAAACAAUUCAAGAACGUUGUACCUCUUAUGGUUUCACUAAAGAAUGAAGCAAUGAGGGAACGUCAUUGGAAAGAGUUAAUGGCUAAAACAGGUCAAGAAUUCGACAUGUCUCCGGACAGAUUUACUUUGGAAAACAUGUUUGCUAUGGAACUUCACAAAUAUCAAGAUGUCGCUGAAGAAAUUGUCAACCAUGCCAUCAAGGAACUCUCAAUUGAACGCGGCGUCAAAGAGGUGCAGGAGACAUGGGCAAACAUCGUGUUUACAGUUUCAAGACACUUCAAUCGUGGUGAAGACCGCGGAUACACGCUCAACCCUUGCGAUGAAAUAAUUGUAAAAGUUGAUGAUGAUGCCAUGUCCUUACAAAGCAUGGCUGCCUCGCAAUUUAUAGGUCCAUUCCUAUCUGUUGUUCAAACAUGGGAUCGUCGCUUGGCUCUUAUAUCGGAGGUAAUAGAGGAAUGGAUGGCAACACAACGCAAAUGGCUGUAUCUAGAAGGAAUAUUUGUAGGGGGAGAUAUUCGUGUACAAUUGCCGGACGAAGCCAAAAAAUUUGAUGAUAUCGACAGAUCCUUUAGAAAGAUCAUGUUGGACACUGCCAAACGACUUAAUGUAGUGGAUUGCUGCACAAUAAGUGGAAGAUUAGAAGAAUUUAUAAACUUGGGAUUGGGAUUACAAAAGUGUCAAAAAUCUCUGAAUGACUACUUGGAUUCGAAGAGAAGAAUUUUUCCGAGAUUUUUCUUCAUAUCUACAGAUGAACUUCUGUCUAUUUUGGGAAGCAGCGAGUGUAGUUGUGUUCAAGAACACAUGAUAAAGAUGUUUGACAACAUAAGGGCUUUAGACUUAUACGUGGAUCACACAAAUCGCCCCGUUGCCGCUAAAAUGAUUUCAGCCGAAGGAGAGAUAAUGGAUUUCCGUUACGUAGUGUAUACAGAAGGCCGAGUUGAAGACUGGAUGAAUUUAGUUCUAAAUGAAAUGCGAAGUACUAAUAAAUUUAUUACAAAAAAGGCCAUAUUCUAUUACGGCAGGAACUGGAGAGUCCCACGAACGGAAUGGAUAUUGGAGUACCAAGGCAUGGUGUGUCUUGCAGCCAACGGAGUUUGGUGGACCGCGGAAACUGAAGAGACAUUCAUAAGAAUCAGAAAUGGAAACAAGCGAGCCAUGAAAGAGCAUUUACAACAACAGAACGAACAACUAGACGGACUGGUAGUAAAAGUGAGACAAGAUUUAUCUUCUAACGAUCGUCUUAAAUUUCGAACGAUAACAACAAUUGACGUUCAUGCAAGGGACAUUAUAGAGGGCUUUGUUCGAGACAACGUAACCGAAGCUGCUGAAUUUGAAUGGGAGAGUCAACUUAGAUUUUAUUGGCUCAAAAAUGAUGAUAAUCUCUGGAUAAAGCAGUGCACAGGACUAUUCGAAUAUGGUUACGAGUACAUGGGCUUGAAUGGUCGGCUAGUAAUCACACCGUUAACCGAUCGUAUCUACCUUACUAUAACACAAGCUUUGACAAUGCAACUUGGGGGUGCUCCUGCAGGUCCUGCUGGAACCGGUAAGACAGAGACAACAAAAGAUCUCGCCAAGGCCUUAGGUCUUCUGUGUGUUGUAACCAAUUGCGGUGAGGGUAUGGACUUCAGGGCUGUUGGUCAGAUCCUGGCAGGACUCUGUCAGUGUGGUGCUUGGGGAUGUUUUGAUGAAUUUAACCGUAUUGAUAUAUCUGUAUUAUCAGUUAUAUCCACACAACUUCAAUGUAUAAGAAGUGCCUUGUUGAUGAAGCUAAAGCGAUUUACGUUUGAAGGUCAAGAAAUCGAUAUGGACAGUAAAGUAGGGAUUUUCAUCACAAUGAAUCCCGGAUAUGCUGGUCGCACGGAGCUUCCUGAAUCCGUGAAAGCCUUAUUCAGACCAGUUGUGUGUAUUUUACCUGACUUGGAAAUGAUUUGUCAGAUAUCACUAUUCUCGGAUGGAUUCCUUACAGCUAAAGUACUUGCUAAGAAAAUGACUGUCCUAUACAAAGUUGCUCGUGAACAGCUAUCAAAACAAUCUCAUUAUGACUGGGGACUCAGAGCUUUGACAGCAGUUUUGAGAAUGGCUGGUAAACUUAGAAGAGAUUCACCAGGACUCAGCGAAAUCAUGGUACUUAUGAGAGCUCUGAGAGACAUGAAUCAUCCCAAAUUCGUUUUCGAGGAUGUCCCACUUUUCCUUGGUCUUAUCAAAGAUUUAUUUCCUGGCCUUGAAUGUCCGCGUGUCGGAUAUCCAGAUUUUAACGUUGCUGUUGAAGAUGUUUUAGUUAAGGAUGGCUAUAUUGUUCUUCCUCAUCAGGUUGAUAAAAUAGUACAAUUAUAUGAGACGAUGAUGACUCGUCACUGCACCAUGUUAGUGGGGCCGACUGGUGGUGGAAAGACUGUCAUCUUGCAGACUCUUGUUAAAGCACAGACCAACCUCGGACUACCCACAAAACUCACUAUAGUUAACCCAAAGGCAUGCUCUGUAAUAGAGUUGUAUGGCAUUCUUGAUCCUGUUACAAGAGAUUGGACGGAUGGACUAUACUCAAAAAUAUUUAGAGAAAUGAAUAGGCCAGCUGAUAGAGAGGAACGCCGUUACUCAUUGUUUGAUGGUGAUGUAGACGCUUUGUGGAUUGAAAAUAUGAAUUCCGUAAUGGAUGACAACAAAUUACUAACUCUAGCGAACGGCGAGAGAAUUAGACUAGCUCCGUAUUGUGCUCUGCUUUUCGAAGUUGGAGAUCUUAAUUAUGCGUCACCGGCAACAGUCUCAAGAGCUGGUAUGGUGUUCGUGGACCCUAAGAAUUUGGGUUACCAACCGUAUUGGGAUAGGUGGUUGCGCGGUCGAAAUAACGAGGAAGAACGUGAACAAUUAUCUGGCCUCUUUGAUCACUACGUAGGUGGAGCCAUCAACUAUAUCGUUUUCGGUUUAUUUGGUCUUCAACAGCAGACACCGUUGAAGACAAUCGUCCCACAGACACCUCUCAAUCUGGUAGUCCAACUCUGCUACAUGAUAAGUGGCCUCUUACCAAACAGAGAAGAUAGCAACGAGGAAAUUGACAGAACUGUCGUCGAAUGCGUUUUUAUGGUUUCAAUGUACAACAGUCUUGGUGCAGCAAUAGUCGAUGAUGGGAGAUUCGAUUUCGAUAAUUACAUUAAGAAAGCCUGUCCAAUGAUGCUCGUUGAAGAUACUCUGGAGAAAAAGGCUACCACCAAACAUUUCCCGAUGGGUUUUCCAACACUAUACGACUACUGCUUGGAACUGAGUACACUCACCUGGGAAGCCUGGGAGUGGUUGGUGCCAGAAUACGUUCAUGACAGAGAGAUGAGGUUCUCAUCAAUACUUGUACCCACAGUCGAUACACUACGUAUGACCUGGCUUAUUAAGAUUAUGGAGAGCGUGGAAAGACCCGUUCUUUUAGUUGGUGACACGGGAACGUCCAAAACGGCGAUUAUAUAUAAUUAUUUAAGAGGCUUACCUCCAGAUAAAUAUAUUGUCCAACAAAUGAACUUUUCAUCUCGUACCUCCUCUAUGGAUGUUCAGCGUAAUUUAGAAUCCGUGGUAGAAAAGAGAACCAAAGACACUUUCGGGCCUCCCGUAGGAAAGAAGAUGCUGGUUUUCAUUGAUGAUAUGAAUAUGCCAAUUGUCGACACAUACGGGACGCAACAACCGAUAGCACUUCUCAAAUUGCUAUUUGAAAGAAAGGGCUUUUAUGAUCGCGGUAAAGAUCUCAAUUGGAAGAACUUGAAAGAUAUUGGCUUUUUAGCGGCUAUGGGAAAGGCAGGGGGCGGUAGGAAUGAUGUGGAUCCGAGAUUUAUAUCAAUGUUCUCAGUAUACAAUUUACAAUUUCCAUCGGAAGCAACCCUUAACCAUAUAUACGUUUCAAUUCUAAAAGGACACUUCUCGGUAUUUCCUGAAGAAAUUCAGGAUAUAGUUGAAAAAAUUGUCCAAAUGACACUAGAUUUGUACAAGAUAAUCAUCGUAGAACUGCCUCCUACUCCAGCGAAGUUCCAUUAUAUCUUCAAUCUACGUGACCUUUCCCGGAUAGCAGCUGGCAUGUGUCUUACACAUCCCAACUUCUUCAGCGAGAAGAAAUGCGUAGUGAGAUGCUGGAGAAACGAGUUCACUCGAGUUAUUUGCGAUAGGCUUAUUAACACUCAGGAUAACGACUUAAUGCGGACGCAUAUACAAGAAAAUAUUGUCAAAUACUUUCCCGAGGAUGAACCAGUAGUCUUGGAGGAAAUUGUUAUACCUGAAGAAGAAGAAAAGCCGGUGGAAGAAGAAGAAGAAGAUGAAUUUAUGAAACCUGAAACCAAGCCCAGCAAACCUGCUGCUGCUGAAGAACAGGAGCUUCAAAUCGAAGAAGAAGAAGAAGUCGAAGUUGAAAAGGUUUUAACGUUGGAAGAAUAUGUGCUUCGAGAUCCGCUACUGUUUGGUGACUACCGAAAUGCACUUGAUGAAGAAGAAGUGCGAUACUAUGAGGAUCUGUUGGAUUACGAAGCGGUUUAUUUUCUAUUCCAAGAGAUUCUGGAUGAAUACAAUGAGCGUAUAAGCAAGAUGUCCGUAGUAUUGUUCGAGGACUGUUUGGAACAUUUAACCCGGACACAUCGAAUUCUACGCACGGAUCGCGGUAACGCUAUGAUUAUUGGCGUUGGUGGAUCUGGAAAGAAAUCAAUCUGUAGACUUGCUGCUUUUGCUGCUGGUUAUGACGUUUUCGAGAUAACAGUAACGCGCAACUACAAUGAAAAUACUUUCAAAGAUGAUAUGAAGAAACUAUACAAUCAACUAGGAGUUGACGGCAAACCCACUGUUUUCUUAUUUACUGCAGCUCAGAUAUUGGAAGAAGGUUUUCUGGAGUUUAUCAAUAAUAUCUUAAUGAUUGGAAUGAUCCCAGCGCUUUUUGGUGACGAGGAGAAGGAUGCUAUAAUUAAUUCCGUUCGAAACGAAAGUAGCGAAGCUGGAUAUGGAGUGGCAAAGGACGCUGUUUGGAAUUAUUUCUGCAAUAAAUGUGCUAACAAUCUUCACGUUGUUUUAUCUAUGUCUCCUAGUGGUGAUAUUUUACGCAACAGAUGUCGAAGCUUUCCAGGUCUCGUAAACAAUACAACGAUUGACUGGCAAUUUCCUUGGCCUAAGCAGGCGCUAUUGGCUGUAGCUAAUGUAUUCCUAUCUGAUGUUCAAAAAAUUCCUGAAGAGUUCCGUCCAAUAAUAGUGGAGCAUGUUGUUCAUGUGCAUAUGUCAGUGGCGCAUUAUUCAGCAGAGUUUUUGCUUCGUUUACGCAGAAACAACUAUGUUACGCCCAAACACUACAUGGAUUACCUUACUAAUUACCUUUCGCUGCUAAAUGAGAAAGACGCAUUUAUAGUGGCACAAUGUGAACGCUUAAUUGGUGGUUUGGCUAAGAUAGAAGAAGCGAAUGUUCAACUAGAGGAUCUAAAUGCAAAAUUGGCAAUUCAGAAAGUAAUUGUAGCAGAACAGACGAAGGAGUGUGAAACGUUGCUCAAAGAAAUCUCCACGGCUACGGAAGCAGCAGUCGCAAAACAAACGGUAGCAGCGAUUAAAAGUUCAGAGAUCACAGAACAGAGCAAAGUCAUAGCAGAAGAGAAAUCAGAAGCCGAAGAAGCGUUGUCCGCAGCUCUGCCAGCGCUAGAAGCGGCCAGACUUGCACUUUCAGAUUUGGAUAAGAAUGAUAUAACUGAAAUUAGAUCCUUUGCUACCCCGCCUGAAGCGGUUCAGGUCGUAUGUGAAUGUGUAGUUAUAAUAAGAGGAAUUAAAGAUGUCAGCUGGAAAGGUGCUAAGGGAAUGAUGGCCGACCCAAACUUUUUGCGUAACCUUCAAGAAAUGAAUUGCGAUCUUAUUACCCAGCAGCAAGUAAAAGCUGUUAAAGCGCAUAUGAAAAAAAGUAAAAAAUUAGAUACCAUGCAACAGAUCAGUAAGGCCGGAUAUGGCCUGUUGAAAUUUGUUACUGCCGUGCUAGGCUAUUGUGCUGUAUACAAGGAGGUGAAACCAAAAAAAGACAAAGUCGAGGCUUUAGAAAAGGAAUACACUGAAGCUGUUAACUAUUUAGCUUCCCUCAACAGAGAGAUUGAUCGAUUACAAAAAACUUUAGAUGGACUUAAUAACAAAUACGAAACAGCAAUGUUACGAAGACAAGAACUUCAAGAGGAAACUGAUAUUAUGAUGCGAAGAUUGGUUGCAGCAGACAAACUUAUGUCUGGAUUAUCGAGUGAACAGAAACGCUGGACAGAGGACUUGGCGGCUUUAUAUGUGGAACAAUCACGAUUGAUUGGGAACUGCUUGUUGUCCGCAUCAUUUUUAAGUUACACUGGGCCUUUCUCGUUUUCUUUCAGACAAACCAUGUUGUAUGAGGAUUGGAUGGGAGAUGUCCUUGAAAGGGGCAUUCCCCUGACAACGCCUUUUACUGUAGAAAAAAAUUUAACGAAUGAAGUGGAAAUAAGCGGCUGGAAUUCUGAGGGACUACCGCCAGAUGAACUAUCAGUACAGAACGGUAUUUUGACCACUCGUGCUUCACGUUUUCCUCUUUGUAUUGACCCACAGACUCAGGCACUAACGUGGAUAAAACGAAAAGAAGCAAAAAACAAUUUGAAGGUGCUAUCAUUCAACGAUCCACAAUUUCUGCGACAUUUGGAGAUGGCAAUCAAGUAUGGCAUGCCAGUCCUAUUCCAAGAUGUUAACGAAUACAUCGAUCCUGUCGUUGACAAUGUAUUGGAAAAAAAUAUAAAAGUUGAAAGUGGCAGAACGUUCGUGAUGCUGGGCAGUUCAGAAGUCGAUUACGAUCCCAAUUUUAGAAUGUAUCUUACUACGAAGCUAGCAAAUCCUCAAUUCAACCCAGCUGCCUACGCGAAGGCAGUCGUCAUUAACUAUACUGUUACUGUACAGGGCCUGGAAGACCAGCUUCUCAGCGUAGUAGUUCGUGCUGAGAGGGCUGAUCUGGAAGAGCAAAGGGAGAGUCUUAUUAUCGAGACCAGUGCCAACAAAAGUCUUCUCUCGGGACUCGAAGAUUCUCUCCUAAGAGAAUUGGCGACCUCAACUGGCAACAUGCUUGAUAACGUAGAACUGGUUAAUACGUUAGAGAACACCAAGUCCAAAGCAGCAGAGGUUAUGGAAAAACUUGAAUUGGCGGAGAGAACGACAAGAGACAUUGAAAAAUUAAGAGAUGGUUAUAGACCUGUGGCUAAGCGUGGAUCAAUCCUCUUCUUCGUAUUAUCAGAUAUGGCCAGUGUCAACACCAUGUAUCAAUACUCACUAUCCUCAUACCUGGAUGUUUUCUCUUUUUCAUUACGCAAGGCAAUGCCUAAUGUAAUAUUAUUCAAAAGAUUAAGGAAUAUAAUAGAUAUGUUAACUAAGAAUGUCUACGAAUAUGGAUGUACAGGAAUAUUCGAAAGGCACAAACUGUUAUUCUCUUUUCAAAUGGACAUCAAACUGGAACAAAGUGAAGGAAACGUGACUCAAGCAGAGUUAGACUUUUUCAUCAAGGGUAAUAUUUCCUUGGAAAAGUCAGCGAAAGCAUGUCCCGCCACUUGGAUACCAAAUCAGGGAUGGCAGGACAUAAUGAAGCUAAGCGUAGAUUUCCCGGAUACCUUUGGCGAAUUACCUGAUCACAUAACCUCCGGGAUUCUCCUUUGGCAAGAGUGGUUCGAUAGUGACAAUCCUGAAGCCAUUGAAAUGCCAAAUGGGUACCGUAAAAGGCUAAGGCCAUUCGAAGUGUUGAUGAUACUUCGUUGUUUCCGAGUGGAUCGUAUUUACCGAGCGCUUACUGAUUACAUCACAGCUACAAUGGGAGAAGAGUACAUAACACCACCAGUUAUAAGCCUGGAUAUGAUAUAUGAACAAACUACACCAUUCACGCCGGUUGUAUUUAUUUUAAGCCCUGGUUCUGACCCUACCGCAGAUCUCAUGAAAUUAGCUGAUAAAUGUGGUUUUGGUGGAGGGAAAUUUAAAUAUUUAUCACUCGGUCAAGGACAGGAGGGGGCCGCUUUGGCUUUAUUAGAAGGUGCUAUAUCUCAUGGACAAUGGUUAAUAUUACAAAACUGUCAUCUUCUUAUAUCUUUCCUUCGCGAAUUGGAAAAACAAUUGGAAAUGAUGACGAAACCGCAUCCCGAAUACCGUUUGUGGCUCACAACUGACCCUACACCCACCUUUCCCAUUGGUAUACUACAACGAUCUCUUAAAGUUGUAACCGAACCACCAAAUGGACUUAAACUCAACUUAAGGAACACCUAUUUCAAAAUGCGUGCCCGUGCUCUAGAUGAGUGCACUCACCCUCACUUCAGAAAACUCGUAUAUGUUUUGGCUUUCUUUCAUGCAGUUGUCCAGGAGCGUCGGAAAUACGAUAAAAUUGGUUGGAACAUAGCGUACGACUUCAGUGAAUCAGAUUUUAUAGUGUGCAUGCAAAUACUUCAAUGUUAUCUGGACCGCUGCUACGUAGCCAAGGGCCCGGUCCCGUGGGCUACUCUCAAAUAUCUCUUUGGAGAAGUAAUGUACGGUGGAAGAGUCAUUGACGAUUUCGAUCGUAGAGUAGUAAAAACGUACAUGGAUGAAUACUUAGGAGAAUUUUUGUUUGAUAAAUUCCAACCGUUCCAUUUUUACCACGACUCAACCUUUGACUAUGUCAUACCUCCUGAUGGCGAACGCGAAGAAUAUAUUGAUUUCAUUGACACCCUACCACUUGCUAAUACGCCGGAAGUUUUUGGUCUGCACCCCAACGCGGAGAUUGGUUACUUCAGCCAGGCCGUGCGUGAAAUGUGGAGUCAUCUCAUCGAAUUGCAACCACAGACAAGUGAGGGCGGAGGCGCUAUGAGUCGUGACGAUUUCAUCGACUCCAUUGCUGUUGACAUCUUCGCUAAGCUGCCAGCCUUGUACGAAAUAUGGCGAGUACGGAAGCAGUUCGAAAUGAACAUCACUCCUACUAUUGUGGUGUUGUUACAGGAACUAGAAAGGUUCAAUCGACUUAUAAACAAACUGCAAGUCACUUUGUCCCAACUACGCAAAGCCCUAGCUGGUGAAAUCGGUAUGGAUGCUAUAUUGGACAACGUAGCAUACAGUUUAUUCAACGGCCAGUUGCCGCAAGUUUGGCGUUCCUUAGCACCAGACACGAGGAAGGGUUUGGGUGGAUGGAUUGAUCAUUUCCUAGAACGGACCAAGCAGUAUUCAGACUGGGCUACAAUGGAGGAGCCAGUGGUGAUUUGGUUGUCAGGUCUUCACAUUCCAGAGUCAUAUCUGAUUGCUCACAUCCAAAUAGCCUGCCGAUUGUAUACAUGGCCUCUAGACAGAUCAACCCAGUUCACGAAAGUAACAAAAUUUAUAUCAGCUGAUGACAUAGAAGAGAGACCAGUCACGGGAUGCUAUGUACGAGGACUGUAUUUGGAAGGGGCCCGUUGGGAUGUUGAUGAUGGUUGUUUGAGAAGAUCACAUCCAAAAGUUCUCAUCACAGAACUGCCUAUCAUGUAUAUCAUACCAAUUGAAGCACACAAACUAAAGUUACAGAACACACUACGUACACCUGUGUACACAACAUGUUCUCGUAGAAAUGCUAUGGGUGUGGGACUCGUAUUUGAAUCCGAUCUAUGGACAGCGGAGCAUUCCAGCCACUGGGUCUUACAAGGUGUCUGUCUCGUUAUGAACACUGACUAA
Danaus chrysippus (African queen) is the source of this 14859-nucleotide messenger RNA. The record is from the annotation of a GenBank genome assembly. NCBI's taxonomy places the organism in Eukaryota, Metazoa, Arthropoda, Insecta, Lepidoptera, Nymphalidae.